This is a messenger RNA of Maylandia zebra (zebra mbuna), 987 nucleotides long. Lineage: Eukaryota; Metazoa; Chordata; Actinopteri; Cichliformes; Cichlidae. The record is from RefSeq and is a predicted model, not a curated record.
AUGCCCGUGAACGCAGGGCAUGUGGGUUAUAGCAGUGUGCCGCCGGGAGCCUCAGAGACAUGCCCUCUGCUCAUUCCGGAGUCCGACUCUCUGUGGAGGCCAAUGACGAGAGAGGAGCUCGAGGCAGCUGCUGGGCCUGUCUGGAGGAACGUGCGCUGUUACCUGGUGCUGCUGUUCUGGCUCGCCUGGGUCACCAUACUUGCCACUUCUAUCGCCAUCAUAAUAAAGAGCCCCCGGCCGGUUGCGACGCCCUUGAAAUGGUGGCAGGAGUCUGUGUUCUAUCAGCUGCAGGCCGACCAGUGGACGGAGGCGCAGACCGAGGGUUCAGAGGGCAUGUGCGGUCUUAAAAUUGUGCUUGACUUGUGUAAACGGGAUCUGUUGGCACUUCAGGAUGUAACUGGAAACCUCUCAGCUACCACACAGGAAGUGGCUGAUGCUGUAGAGAGACACCUACAAACAAGAGGAGAUAAUAUAUGGCCCAGCUGGACAGUUGGAGGCAACGCAUCUCAGGAACUGAAGAAGUUACUCCUGGUGUUGAUGAUGACUCUGCCAGGAUCACCAGCAAUCCAGUAUGAUAAAGACAUGGAGAAAACAAAGGAAAAGGGCAAAAUGAACCGUGCAGCCCUUCAGCUCUUCUCCUCCCUCAGCUUCUCCAAAGCCAGAGAAGAAGCGCUUCAAUAUGGCAGUUUCACCUUCCUCCCUUUCAACACCUCGUCAUCCUCCAACUCCUCUCUUUCCUCUCCUUUAUCUCCCCCAAUUCUUGCCUUUCUACGCUCCUGGGGUUGUGUCCACGUCCUUGUUCUGCUCAACUUCGGGUUUCAGCCUCAAAGCCUGGAUCCUGCCUGGGCCUCGAGCUUGCCUGAUGCCGGGCUGUUUGUAGACAGCACAGGGAUGGAUCGUUUUGGGUCCACAUCUCUCUACAGUCUCAGACUGCAGCCCCACGAAGCCAUCGUAAUCAAACUUUUUGAAGCACAAAACUAUUCGUAG